GUAUAAGUUUUUCUUUUGUAGUACAAAUACUUAUAUGACUUAUAUAGAUUCUUUACUUUACUGAAACCUAUCAUUUAUUACAUCUAAAUGUAAUACAUAUUUAAAUAAUUUUUUUUCCUAAUAACACAUCUGCAUUAAGACAGGCAAAUAAACUAACCAUCAAAAUCGUUAUACCCCGAAAGUUACUGACCAACUUCUUUCAAAGCAAAUGGCCAUCCUCAAUGCGCAUUCAAUAAUGACUUUGAUCUUUUGCAAGGGAACAAUCGAAUAUUAUUUUGGCAAAGGCAUGUGAAAUGGAAACUAACAGCCAGUCUGAUGUAAUGGGGAAGUGUGAGACAUUUAGAUAACAUUUGGCCAGGUCUCUCGCAAAGAUUUGGAUAGGCUCUUGAGGCUCUGGAAUUUUGGGGCAUUUUUGGGCAUUCAAAGGAGGGCCAGGAGAGCAGCAGCAGCAGCAGCUCGAAAAGUCGUGUCAAGACAAAGUGCAAUAAUUCACACUCACUUUCGGGUUUGACGGUUUAUAGGUGGGAACACCAGAGAGAGACCAGAUACACCAGCAACAUUAGCAACACAACGUUGCAACUUGCAACUUGCAACGCCGCAGAAUCGCAGAAUCGACAGCUCGGACAUGACCAGACACUCCACUUAUAUAUGUAUGUAGACUCCCGCGAUUAUGAAACUCUACAUGAGCACGGCUGACACUCUAUAUAGUUUAUGACUUGAUAAACCCUCGCAUCGAUCCGCGUGCAAACCCAUUGUCCAAAUAAAGUCAUAAGCCUGUGUUGUUGCAGCCUGCUGCUGCAGCAGAGACCAAAUUCAAUUUACGAUUUGUUUGAUCGAGCAUUUGAAAUAUGAAAUGUUGAACCAAUUUUGCCUUUGCCACCGGCGGCAAUUUUCAGCUCUCCGAUUUAUAGUUCAAUUUGAUCAUGAUUUAUCCAAACGCCCAUAAAUAAUAACCAAGAUUAGGCGGUCACCAGGGUGUGGCCUCUCGGCUGUGUCUCUAAUUGAACGCGAUUCAAAAUUUAAUUAUCGCCAGCCGAGUGGUCAGCAAUCAGGUGCUCCAAGAUGACCAUCUCCCGCUGAUUUGCAUACGCUUCUAGGGUUGAGAUGUGUCUUUUAUAAGGCCGAAUGGGAUCCCCAUCGCUGCGGUAGCCUCGUCAGCGAAGACUUGAACCCAAGCCGAAGAGCCUGCUUCGGUUUCUUCGGGCAGUCGGUUUCUUUCGGAGUGCCGGACUUUCGGAGUCGGCGGCUACUUCUACUUGGUGUUGCAUAAAAAGUGGUUCAGUGGAGCAAACGCCUUCAAACCGAAAGCGUCGCGAAUGCCUCUAUUCAAUCGGAGACUCUGAAUCGCGCGGAAGUGUAGUGCAUCCAAGGAUCAGGAUUCUAUAUCCUUUAUAAGGAGCGAUUCAAUCGGAAUAUACACUUCAUUUGGAUACAUCAAAUAAUUGAGUUCUAAACAAAAGUGAAGAUGCCUUGCCACCGACUGAGUAUUUUGGGUCUGUUGAUUCUAUCUGUGGUCUUGACCAACGCCGAUGUGGGCUACCACUACAACAGACCGACGAGACCCACGGCUCCCUCGGCGCCAUCGAGCGCAGGAUCGGUGUAUACGGGUCACCAGUUCAGUGCGCUGCCCACCAUACAUCCACUGCCUCCGAUUCCAGCACUUCCUCCACUACCCACGGCCAGGGUUCCGCUACCCAGGAGUCGUCCCACAGCUCCGGCUGCCAGCAUCGUUAGUCAUUAUCUGCCACCGAAGCCAGUGGUCUCCACAUACAUUCCACCGCCAGCUGCUGCCCCCAUCGCAUCCAUAAGUUUCCACGGAACGCCCACUUUCAAGCCUAGCUAUGGACCUCCACCACCGGCACGGACUUCCCUUGCCACGCCCAUCGUGGUGCCGCCCACUGGACCGGCUCCAUUGACCGCAGGUGGAAAUCUGCGCAUUCCCUUCGGCAAGCAGGCGCUGAUUUCCCCCGGAGAAUCCUACGUGGCCAAUGGCAGGCAGCUGAAGCAGUAUGCCGUCAUCGAGAUUAUCGACAACGACAUAGACGAAACACCGGCUCCAUUCCUGUCCAGUACGAGCUUCUUCGAUCGCUAUGGCGCACAUGUGGGUGCUCCGUCGGCCAAUGGAAUCCAGCUGGACUCCCGGGCCAAUUCCCUGCUGCUGGAGCAGCAGCAGCUUGCCAUCCAGCCGAGAUCCCAGGGUGGAGCACUGGGCGGAGAUGCCAUUGCCCUGGGAUCGGGUGGCCUGGGCUUUGUGCGAUUGCCCAAUGGGAAUGUGUACCUCGGCUCCGGAUCCCUGGGCUACAUCAGUGGUCAGCAGCGGGUGGCCUCCGUGCUGGAGGCACGCACUCGAUCGGAGUCCACGUCGGAUGCCCUGCACUUUGGGCAUGGUCCUCUGGGCGGAGUCGACAAUCUGCUGAGGUUCAAGUAGAGAGGCUACCAUCCUUAUUCGCGCACACAUCCGCACCUACAUCUAUGAAAAUUAUGUAUAUUUUAUUGUAAAUAUGUAAUUAAACAAGUUUAAACCACUGUUUGUGUAGACCGUAAGCUUGCCUAAACUAUUUGAGAUUCUUGUACAUUUGUCCUAUGCGAAACAUCGAAACUUGAUCCAAUAAAUAUAAAUAUGGUUAAAAAAUGUGGAA
Messenger RNA from Drosophila yakuba, 2639 nucleotides. Its product is annotated as protein transport protein sec31. The coding region runs from base 1466 to 2428 and encodes 320 amino acids. The transcript has 3 exons. The record is from RefSeq and is a predicted model, not a curated record. Lineage: Eukaryota; Metazoa; Arthropoda; Insecta; Diptera; Drosophilidae.